AUGGCUCCCCCAACCUCAGAGAGCGCGUCCCCUAUCGGAAUCGCAAACCUACCCAACCAGCGCCAUAAGAUAGUAGCAAAGAGAGGCGCAGCUUUCACGAUUAUGGUUGCUGGCGAAUCUGGACUCGGAAAGACCACCUUCAUCAACACCCUCUUCUCCACCACCAUCAAAAACUACGCCGACCACAAGAAGAGACACGCGAAGCAAGUGGACAAAACCGUCGAGAUCGAAAUCACAAAGGCUGAGCUUGAGGAGAAGUUCUUCAAAGUCCGCCUCACCGUUAUCGAUACUCCUGGAUUUGGCGACUAUGUCAACAACCGUGAUUCUUGGAUGCCAAUUAUCGAGUUCUUGGAUGAUCAACAUGAGUCGUAUAUGUUGCAAGAGCAACAACCCCGCCGUGUUGAUAAGAUUGAUCUCCGUGUUCACGCUUGCCUGUACUUCAUCAGACCCACCGGACACACCUUGAAGCCGCUAGAUAUUGAGGUCAUGAAGAGAUUGAGCUCAAGAGUCAACUUGAUCCCGGUCGUUGCGAAGGCAGAUACUCUCAGCCCGGCUGAUUUGGCCCGUUACAAGCAAAGGAUCCGGGCUGUCAUUGAAGCGCAAGGUAUCAAGAUUUACACACCGCCUGUCGAGGAGGAUGACGAGGCUGCUGCACAACACGCCCGAAGUCUCAUGGCCGCCAUGCCAUUUGCCGUCAUCGGCUCCGAGAAGGAUGUGAAGACAAGCGAUGGCCGCAUCGUCAAGGGCCGCCAAUACUCAUGGGGUGUCGCAGAAGUCGAGAACGAAGACCACUGCGAUUUCAAGAAACUGCGUUCGAUUCUCAUCCGAACCCACAUGCUGGAUCUCAUCCACACUACCGAAGAAGCACACUACGAAGCCUACCGCGCCCAACAAAUGGAGACCCGCAAGUUUGGUGAGGCCAGACCCCGAAAACUUGACAACCCCAAGUUUAAGGAAGAGGAAGAGAAUCUCCGAAAGCGAUUCACGGAGCAGGUUAAGAUUGAAGAGCACCGGUUCAGACAAUGGGAGCAGAAGCUCAUCAGCGAGCGUGAUCGCCUAAACAAAGACUUGGAGAGCACGCAUGCGGCGAUCAAGUCGUUGGAGCAGGAGCUUGAGCAGAUGCAGGGCAGUGCUGUCCGCAGCCAUGGUCGUCGUUAA
Messenger RNA from Hyaloscypha bicolor E, 1158 nucleotides. RefSeq names its product septin. The transcript is spliced from 5 exons. The record is from RefSeq and is a predicted model, not a curated record. The coding region runs from base 1 to 1158 and encodes 385 amino acids. Gene Ontology annotation, biological process: cytoskeleton-dependent cytokinesis. Gene Ontology annotation, cellular component: septin ring; microtubule cytoskeleton; cytosol. Gene Ontology annotation, molecular function: GTP binding; molecular adaptor activity; GTPase activity. NCBI's taxonomy places the organism in Eukaryota, Fungi, Ascomycota, Leotiomycetes, Helotiales, Hyaloscyphaceae.